Pyricularia pennisetigena is the source of this 1104-nucleotide messenger RNA. RefSeq lists its product as uncharacterized. The coding region runs from base 1 to 1104 and encodes 367 amino acids. The transcript has 2 exons. The record is from RefSeq and is a predicted model, not a curated record. Lineage: Eukaryota; Fungi; Ascomycota; Sordariomycetes; Magnaporthales; Pyriculariaceae.
AUGCUCUGCCGGCGGGCCUUAUCCAUUUUUCUGCUGGUGGUCGCACCAGUCACCCAAGCAGCCAACCUAUGUUUUUUCCCUGGUGGUAGACAAGCGGCCGAUGUACCAUGUGACCUAAAGGCGCAGGUCAGCAUGUGCUGCGGCUCAGUGGCUGCAUGCCUGUCAAACGGACUAUGCAAAGACGAAAAGACGACAAACGAAACGGGAGUGGCAUAUGCCAGGGGGACAUGCACAGAUCCGACAUGGCAAUCACCAAUAUGUCCACAACACUGCCAGCUGAACCAGGACACACCGAGAAAUAGCUCAGCUUUCGACUUCAGGUUAAAUGGCGUUCAAAUGUGGCAGUGCGAUGCUCAAGGCUAUGGCAACCCGGCAAACUACUGUUGCGAAUCGGCCUCCGAGAAGACGAGAUGCUGCGCCACUCAGUCCGCCGUGUUCAAACUCGCCGCUGCCACUCCUGGCAACGCUCUCGCCAUCCAGACUUAUAUUCCGCCCAUAUCUACAUCCCCGACUCUUCUGACAGCCCCGACGCCCACAUCCGGUCUCGACUCAACCCGCGCGACCAGCACAGGCGGAUCAUCUGCACCGGCCUCUGGGUCAGUUACCUCCAACCAGAACGGACCCCUCGAUCGCAAUGGCCUGAUCGCUGUGGGCGUGGGCGCCGGCCUCGGAGGCGCAGCCCUGGCUUCAAUAGUGGUUAUGUUUCUCGUGAGACGGAUGACGCGUAGGGAACAGAUGAGUCAAGGCUCCGUCGCCAGCAGCCAAAGCGACUACUACUACCAGGGUCCUCCACACGGAUCGCAGGCGGGAGAUGUGGCCAAGUGGCAAACGCUCACGAGGCACGACACGGUCGAGCUAGAUCACAACGCGGGCCAUGCUCGCUACUGGGCCGCCGCGGAAGCCAAGGACUGCAUGGACCCUUACAGGACGCCGCGGAUGGUGACGCCAAACGAAUCCCCCGUCAUGGGCAGGCCGAGCCCAACGGUGCAGUUCGGAGUCGGUCUUGGGCUGGACAAGAGGCCACUGCCGCCGCCGCCGGUGAACACAGAUACAAACCCGCCCCCGGGGAAAAAGCAAAGUAUUUACGAAAUGCCUGGGUGGUGA